Molecule: messenger RNA, 2459 nt
Organism: Thunnus maccoyii (southern bluefin tuna)
Lineage: Eukaryota; Metazoa; Chordata; Actinopteri; Scombriformes; Scombridae
Product: presenilins-associated rhomboid-like protein, mitochondrial
Exons: 10
Coding region: 59-1216 (385 amino acids)
Cellular component (GO): membrane
Molecular function (GO): serine-type endopeptidase activity
Source: RefSeq, a predicted model, not a curated record
GAAAUAUCGCUUCCGGUGUGAGACCUCCGUCGCUCCUCGGAGCUCUGUUGACCCGGUAAUGAACGCCGUGCCGGGGUCACUGGGCUCCAACAUGGCGUGGAGGAGCUGCUCCGUCCUGCUCAGACUGACCGGAGAAGAUGUUUUACGGAGCUCCGUGAGGGGAGGCAGGUGGAACCACAGCUUCCAGCAGAGAUGUGGUUUCAGGAAGGCCGCCAGGAAACCAGAAUCUAAGAAGGUGGAGGAGGAUCUGGGACCCGCCCGCUAUGACACAGUCCACCAAAAGACCUCCACCCCCCACUAUGAGCAGCGGGCUCCCCCCAGCUCGCCCCGGGCGUUCAGCCGGCUCAUCCGGCCGCUGGUCUUCACCGUGGGGUUUACAGGCUGCUCCUUCGGCUCAGCGGCCAUCUGGCAGUACGAGUCUCUGAAGUCUCGAGUCCAGAGCUACUUCGACGAGGUCAGAGCCGAUUGGCUGGAGAAGCUGCGACCUCAGAAACGAGGAGACUUCCGCAAAGAGAUGAACCAAUGGUGGAACAGCUUGAGUGAAGGUCAGCGGACGGUCACAGGGAUCAUUGCUGCUAACGCCGUCGUGUUCUGCUGUUGGAGAGUCCCGUCGCUGCAGCGCUUCAUGAUUAAAUACUUCACUGCUAAUCCCGCCUCUAAGACUCUCUGCUCUCCCAUGUUGCUCUCCACCUUCAGUCACUUCUCCUUCUUCCACAUGGCGGCCAACAUGUACGUCCUCUGGAGCUUCUCCACCAGCGCCGUCUCCAUGCUGGGCAGAGAGCAGUUCAUGGCCGUCUACCUGUCUGCAGGUGUUAUUUCUACGUUUGCCAGUUAUGUGUGUAAGAUGGCCACAGGGAGGUUCGGCCCGUCUCUGGGAGCGUCUGGAGCCAUCAUGACCGUCCUGGCUGCUGUUUGCACCAAAAUGCCAGAAGCCAAACUGGCCAUCAUCUUCCUCCCCAUGUUCACCUUCACUGCUGCCAACGCUCUGAAGGCCAUCGUUGCCAUGGAUACAGCCGGUCUGGUGCUGGGAUGGAAGUUUUUUGAUCACGCUGCUCAUUUAGGAGGAGCCAUGUUUGGAAUCUGGUACAUCCUGUUCGGUCACGAGUUGAUCUGGAAGAACCGUGAGCCCUUCGUUAAGUUCUGGCAUGACCUGAGGACUCGAGGCGGGCCGGGCGGCGGCGGCGGCGGCGACGACGGCCGAGGAGGUUCCGUCUAGGACGCUGAAACCACGGGACUGAUGGGGGGAAAAAAAAACGCUCCUAACAUGUAAACAUGUAUAAAUGUACAGAUGUGCAGAGAACAGGAAGAAGCUGCGGCGUCCCUGCACCAUUCGGCUUCCCCAGGACGAGUUUACAGGAAGCAGACGGGAGUCACGACGGUCGAUGGUUUCCACACAGACACUUCAUGUCUGUAUAUACGAUGCAGAUUUGUGUCUUUCUGGUUGUAUUUGUUGACAUUUUGUUUCCCUGCAGAAACAAAUAAACUCAACAGAUUGUUUAUUUACAGAAGCUGAGCACAAAGAUACAAACGUGGAAAUUAUUAUUCUAGUGUUUGGAUUCAUAGUUUUUCUACUAUAAAAGGUUUAGUAACACCAAACUGUUGAUUUAGUUCAUUACAAAAAAAACAAGAUUUACAAAUAUAUUAAACUGAGAAACCUGUAAAUCAUCUUUCUGCAGAAACUCAGUUUGUUUUGUUAUUUUGUCAUUAAUUCAUAUUUGUGUUUGUUGAUGAACUCGGGGACGUUUCAUGUCUGAAACCGAUCAUGUCACUGAUGUUCCUUCAGUUUUGGAGAGCUGUGUGCAGAUUUAUUUGUAAAAUAUUUAAAAUAAAAUUAGCACUGGAUCUAAAAACAUAACGUUUCAGUUUUAUAUACUGGUUUAGGACCAGUCAGAAUGUAAUUUAUAAGGGCCACAGUUACACAGACAGUUGAGCCACAAAAUGUUUAUUUAUCCUCUGUGAUAGUAAACAGGUCAAACUUAUCUUACAAGUGAGAACAUUUAAAUUAAAUUAAAUACCUGUUAAAUGAUUUCUGAGUAAACUGCACUAUUAUAUGUAUAUAUAAAUUAUAGCUUAUUAUUUUGUAAUAUAAUGUUUUUAUCUAAAGACCAACUAUAAUCAUAGCAGCAUAAUCAAAAUCUAAAAACAAUAUAAUACUAUAAAUUAGGUAUUAUAUUGGUAUUAAAAAUGCUUUUUCUUUCAAAAUUAUGACUUUACUCUUGAAACAAUAUAUUAUAUGGUGACUUUUUCCCAGCAGUGCUCUCAUACUCAGCAGGAAACUGGAAAUAUUUCAGUCAAAUUUAACGUUUCUGCCACAGAUCGACUUUUUAAACUAAGAAAAAUCAAAUGUCAAAGUAUUUCAACCUUUAUAAACAUGACGAGCUCAGUUCUGUUCUUCUCGUCUUUCCUUCUGAUUAUUUAUGUUUGUUGAUUUUCUUCCAAAUAAAACUGUAAAACUCUGA